Podarcis raffonei (Aeolian wall lizard) is the source of this 1031-nucleotide messenger RNA. Its product is annotated as cdc42 effector protein 2-like. The transcript has a single exon. Lineage: Eukaryota; Metazoa; Chordata; Lepidosauria; Squamata; Lacertidae. Bases 156 to 818 code for a protein of 220 amino acids. The record is from RefSeq and is a predicted model, not a curated record.
AGGAGGAAGGGGCACCUGCCAGUCCUGUGAGAAAAGGCCCCUCUUCCAGCCACGUCAUCAGCUGCCCUUCCGAGGAGCCUCUUGGGAGAAGUGGCCUUUGACCUGAGGGCGCAGCCAGCCCAGCCGCUGAGGGUCACUCCCUGCGCCCCCCGGAGAUGCCAGCCAAGACCCCCAUCUACCUGAAGACCUCGACCCCCAAGCGGGGCCGGAAGCUGCGCCUGCGGGACGUGCUCUCCAGCGACAUGAUCAGCCCCCCGCUGGGCGACUUCCGCCACAGCGCCCACAUCGGCCUGGACGGGGAGGGCGACAUGUUUGGGGAGCUCUCCUUCCUGCAGGGCAAGUACGACCUGCUGCCCCGCCUGGGCCGCUGCGGGGGCUCCCCGGGGGGCGGCUACCGCACCCUCCUGAAGAGCGCCGUCUCCCUGCCCGCCUUCAGCGGCACCCAGGACCAGGCACCCCCCAAGCCCCCCCGCCUCCACCUGGAGGAGAUGCCCAGCGGUGGGGGCCAGGGGCGCUCCAUGUCGGUGGGCUGUGCCAGCGCCGCCGAGGGCCUCUCCUUCUCCGCCGCGGCUGCCCCCCACUACGAGCCACUGGCCUCUUCCGUCUCCUUCUCGGCCCCCCCACCAGAAGGCGGCUGUUUUGUGGGGGACAGCGGGUACCACGCCGUGGGCAGCCAGGAGUGCCCCUGUGGGGGAGCAGCCCCCCUGCCUCGCUCGGAGUCCCUGCUGCGCCUGGACCUGGACCUGGGCCCCUCCAUCUUGGAUGACGUCCUGCGCAUCAUGGAGGAAUACCAGCGGCCUGUGCCCAAAGCCCUGUAGAGCAUCCGCCUGCCCACGCGCCCCUCCCCAGCUCCACCGGUGUGGGUGCGGCCUUCCUGCUCAACGUCCCCAGAGGGGCUGGACCUGCGGGGUCCUGGGGUAAUGAGGAGAGGCAGCCCCAUUUGCCUGCUCAAGGGCCCAGGCAGGCAGCAAGGAGAGGCAGGGGCUUGGCCAGGAGCCGAAUUGAGGGGGGUCUUUGCUGAAGGAGAGCGG